Molecule: messenger RNA, 2709 nt
Organism: Contarinia nasturtii (swede midge)
Lineage: Eukaryota; Metazoa; Arthropoda; Insecta; Diptera; Cecidomyiidae
Gene: ABCB7
Product: ATP-binding cassette sub-family B member 7, mitochondrial
Exons: 1
Coding region: 596-2695 (699 amino acids)
Biological process (GO): transmembrane transport; intracellular iron ion homeostasis
Cellular component (GO): mitochondrial inner membrane
Molecular function (GO): ATP binding; ATP hydrolysis activity; ABC-type transporter activity
Source: RefSeq, a predicted model, not a curated record
AAUUGAAUUAUUGAAUUUUUAGUCGCAUUUCGAAAGUUCCGUUUGAUGUAAGUUAAAUGUAUCGGCGAGCGGUUGUAAUUGAAUUACCAUAUCAAAAACACGAUGAAUUUAUUCACCUGAGCAUGAAUAAUUACGAAAUAAUCGGCAAACAUAUUUUUUUUUUUGAAGAAAUCCACAUACAUACACUUGAAACUAUGCUCAAUGUAACAUUCAGUGUCUCAUGAGCGUAUAAUAAUAACAAGCAGCAAUUAUGAAAUGAAGAAUUGUAUGCAAGUCCGAGUGUGUUGUUUUCCAUUCAUAUGCGGAAACAUGCAAUGAAAAAGAUAUUAUGCAGAAUCUCAUGUACAUUCGCCAGUCAAAACAAAAACAAAAAUCAUUCGAAAACACGCAACGAGUGAACCAACUACAACAACAACAGUAAAUCGAGCGAUUUUAGUACAACACAUUUUCUUUUCCUUCUCUCUCUCUCUCUCGUCCGUAUUUUGCAUCUAGUCCAAAACGUCAAUGUCACUUCGUUUUCGUUUCGCAUUGAUGUUUGUAAUUUCAACAAAAAAAAAACCACAUACACACGGCUAGUGUGAUCAAAUUGCCAGAAAUGAUUUCGAUUUUGUGCAAAAGUUGUAUAACAAAACAAACAAAUAGCGUUAAAAGUAUCAAUCGGUAUUUGAAUAUUUUAAGUGGAAAUCAAUUGUCAUAUUCAAUAUGUAAAACGAACGAACGAUAUUUGCUGCGAAAUUUUACGACAAAAACAAAAACAUUAUUAGCGAGCACACAAAAUGAUGACAGUGUGAAAAAAGAUAAACCAAAAAAUGGAAAACUCGGAACAAAUAUUUUGAGUAAUGUGUUUGCCAAGCGAAAAAAAAUUCCAACAGCUCCAGUGAGUCAGUCAUCUUUUGAUUUGUACAAUGGGCCAGAAAUCACAUCUACUGAAGUGAUUCGGGCGAUGAUGGCCUAUAUUUGGCCAAAAGAUAAUGAAAUGAUUCGACGUCGUGUUGCACUUUCGCUCGGAUUACUUGUUGCUUCGAAGGCUAUAAAUGUAUGUGUACCGUUUCUGUUCAAAGCAGCUGUUGAUAACUUAAAUAUUCUCAGUACGGCUACGGUGCCCGAUACAUCGUUGACAAUUUGCACAUCAAUCAUUCUUGGUUACGGUAUAGCUCGUUUAAGUGCGGCUGGCUUCAGUGAAUUACGUAAUUCCGUUUUUGCACAAGUGGCACAGCAUUCAAUUCGAAAAAUUGCUACAAAUGUGUUCAUGCACAUGCACAAUCUUGAUUUGAGAUUUCAUCUCAAUCGGCAAACUGGAGCAAUCAACAAAGCAAUUGAUCGCGGUUCACGUGGCAUAAAUUUCGUGCUAACAGCAAUGGUAUUCAAUGUGGUGCCGACCAUUUUCGAAUUGGCCUUAGUUUCAACAAUUCUGGGUAUUAAAUGUGGACCAGCAUUUGCUGGUAUUUCAUUGGGCUGUGUUGGCGUGUACGCUGCAUUCACAUUGGCAAUAACAUCGUGGCGAACAAAGUUUCGUGUGUACAUGAAUAAGGCUGAAAAUCAAGCGGGCAACAAAGCCAUCGAUUCCCUCAUAAACUAUGAAACGGUGAAAUAUUUCAACAAUGAAAAAUACGAAGCCGAACAGUACGAUGCAGUUUUACAAAAAUAUGAAGCGGCCAGUUUAAAAACAGCAUCAAGUUUGGCAUUAUUGAACGCUGGCCAACAUGCAAUUUUCAGCGUUGGUUUGACUGGCAUUAUGUAUUUGGCCGCACAAGAAAUUGCUAAAGGCAAUAUGACUGUUGGUGAUUUAGUGAUGGUGAACGCAUUGCUUUUUCAAUUGUCGAUACCUCUGGGUUUUUUGGGCAGUGUAUAUAGAGAAGUACGUCAAGCCGUACUUGAUAUGAGUGCCAUGUUUCGUUUGAUGAAUGUCGAGUCUGCCAUUCAAAAUAAACCGAAUGCACCGCACUUGUCAAUUGGCCGUGAAAAUGCUGCGAUUACCUUUCAAAAUGUGUCAUUCGAGUACGAAGCGGGCAAGAAAAUUUUCAAUGAUUUAAACUUUGAGAUUCCAGCUGGCAAAAAAAUCGCUUUUGUUGGAGGAAGUGGAAGCGGUAAAUCGUCGAUGGUACGACUUUUAUAUAGAUUUUUUGAACCAGAUUCAGGAAAAAUUAGCAUCGGUAAUCAAGCAAUCGACGAUGUUGAUGUGGAUAGUUUGAGAAAAGCCAUCGCAAUCGUGCCACAAGAGUGUGUUUUAUUCAACGAUACAAUCGAAUUCAAUAUUCAUUAUGGUGAUUUGAGUAAAAGUAAGGCUGAAGUUGAAGAAGCUGCUCGAAUGGCUGGCUUACACGAUUCCAUUAUUAAAUGGCCAAAACAAUACGAUACGCAUGUUGGUGAACGAGGCCUUAAAUUAUCGGGUGGCGAAAAACAACGUGUUGCUAUUGCCAGAGCCAUUCUUAAAGAUGCACCAAUUUUAAUAUUCGAUGAAGCCACAAGUAGCCUUGACUCAAUCACAGAGCAUAACAUUUUACAUGCUCUGGUCGAAGCAACAAAGGGUCGCACCAGCAUUUGCAUUGCACAUCGUUUAUCAACGAUUCGAGAUGCCGAUGAAAUUCUGGUGUUGGACGGUGGACGAGUAUGUGAACGAGGCACACAUCAACAACUCAUUGAUUUAAAUGGAUUAUACUCCAAACUCUGGGCUGCGCAAAGCAAAUUUCAAUAAUAAUUUUUUUUUAU